AUGACGGCAAUCCGCAAGGCUACUUCACUGAAUGAACUGGAGCGUAAUAACCUUGAUGCAGUAUUCAAGGUGACGGAUAAAAUUUCCCAAUGGGAUCAUUGUCAAAUGUGUGGAGGACGUGUCAUUGAGGUGCCAAGUGAGCACAUGUGUCAGGGUUUCAUACAAGGAUACACCUUGUCAGGUCACAUGUGGAUAUUUGGAGAGUUUUCUUGGUAUCACAAGAUGAUGAUACAUCACGCCAAAUUCAUCAUAAUGGUCAGCCUCCGUCUCGCACUUUAA
Penicillium malachiteum is the source of this 279-nucleotide messenger RNA. RefSeq lists its product as uncharacterized. Gene Ontology annotation, biological process: carbohydrate metabolic process. The record is from RefSeq and is a predicted model, not a curated record. Gene Ontology annotation, molecular function: aldehyde-lyase activity. NCBI's taxonomy places the organism in Eukaryota, Fungi, Ascomycota, Eurotiomycetes, Eurotiales, Aspergillaceae. The transcript has 2 exons. The coding region runs from base 1 to 279 and encodes 92 amino acids.